AAAUUGCGAUUUAAAGCAAAUCUUUGUUUCCAGUUCUUGGUGUGCGCCGCUGCGCUCUGCUCGGCACAGUUCCAAGACGGGCAAAGACCAAUACCAAUCCCGAUACGAGCAACACGCUAUCAGAAAUUACCGCCCGUUCCUCGAUCAAAUACCGGACCGCAAUCUAUUUUGUCUAAUCAACGAGUUCGCCGACCAGUCACAUUCAGGCCUCGAGGCCUCGGAGAUGAUGCGCCAGGUACAUUCCGACCCCUCCGACCGAACUUGCCGGUGAACGCGCCCUCGUUCACGCAGCACGUAAAGCCGGUGAACGAAGAGCCCGAGGAGGAGGAUGUAGCGCGCGAUUCUACUCGCGAGCACGAAUCUAUCGAGGACUCCCGAAGUCUGAGCCAGGAGCAGGAAAGCGAGGAGGACGUGAACGAGGAGGUGCCGCGCGUGGCGCCGAAUCCACUGCGGCUACCCGGUGCUGCGGUACCUGUGAUUCCCGGGCCGGUGUAUCGUCCGACCCAGGUAGUGACGCCGUUAAGCAUCAGAGGAAACCCUGCAACGCCGCCCCCGCCGCCGCCGCCACCAGCCAUCCAGUAUCGUCCGACGCAGAAACCGACGAAAGCCCCGAGAAAGCAGAUCGUCGACGACAUCGCGUACAAGCAGCCGAUCAAGCAACCGAUCAAGCCGGUGAAACCGUCUCAAGCUUACGAAAUCCGCGGCAAAAAGCCGGUCGCGCAGAUCAUCAGGCGAUAUCGGCACGACAACGCGGACGGUUCCAUCACGUGGGGCUUCGAGAACGACGACGGGUCGUACAAGGAGGAGACGAUCGGCGUGGAUUGCAUAACCAGCGGCAAGUACGGAUACAUCGAUCCGGACGGGAUCCGGCGCGAGUACACGUAUGAAACCGGAAUCAGGUGCGACGAGGAGCAGCAGGAGGAGGACGUGGAAAACGGCUUCGUGGAUUACGCGGAAAACAAGCUGGUGCUGCCGGACGGGAAGACCAUCGAUCUUUCAGCGAUGGGCAAGAAGCAAGCGCGCCGGCCUCAGUUCCAGUACAGAAAUUAAGGAGGAUUAAUCCGCGCUUAUUUCACCAUCUCUCGCCACCGCGUCUUCAUCGCGUUUAACGCGCGCGCUGUAUAACUUCGUGUAAAAUCUUUAGGAUAAAUUUAGUGAUAAAUUAAGGUGUUAAGAGAUUAGCCAUUAUACCGGUAACGUGUAUUGUAACUCAUGUAAGAUCAUGCAUUUAGUGUAAAUUAAGUUUAAUAAAUAAAUUAAUAAAACAAGAAAAAUCUUAGCAAUACACCCAAUCGAUGCAAUUGACGCAAUCUUCUAUAGUUUAGCUCGUCGCGCAACCCUCCGCGCAAAGUACAUUUAUCAAAAUAACUCGAGUGACUCCGCGAUAUUUAUAAACACGCUGUCGCCUGAUGUCCCGUCUACACGCUGUCUUUAAGAUGGUGUGUUGAAGAGAUCUGAUGUUAAAUUGUAGCUGUGUCAAACUAUCAGUUUACAAUUUAACAUCAGAUCUCUUCAACACACCAUCUUAAAGACAGCGUGUGGACGGGGCAUAAUCGAACUCACUCUACGUCGAAGAGACUCGGGAGUGAAUCGAAUCUUACGUCCAGGAAACAACAAUCGAUCAUUUAUUUCGUUGAAUACAUUUACUGAUAUCGAAAUGUUAUUUCGCCAAUUGUUGCUAUACAUAACACUAUUCAUGGCGCCAUAUAUUUAACUAGACAUUGAUUGACAAGUGUAUAUCAUGUCGUGUAUAUAUAUAUGUAUAUAUAUAUAUCGAUGUAUAUAUUCGAUCUUGAAGGAUAACAAAACUAAUAAAUAUAUUUUAUGUCGUUUGUAACAGACAGUAUUCCUCAACGAAGCGUAAUUAUUCGCAUAUUCGUGACACAGAGAAUUUUCGUGACCAUCGAUCAUGCCAGAUUACGCAUAAUCGAGUAAUGUGAUGUGAUGAUAUGACAAAUGCAGCGGAUAUGUAUACGCCGCGAGUCGAUACGGUGACUCGAGAGCCGUUUUACUUGAUCACGCUACGUCAAAUGUUUCUUGCGUCCCUGUACAAUUCGCGCAGUCGUAACUGCACUUUUGAUCCCAUCAGUGUGUGUUAGCGACUUACGAAGCGUAAUAUCGAACGGUCUAGAAAGUCUA
Molecule: messenger RNA, 2139 nt
Organism: Linepithema humile (Argentine ant)
Lineage: Eukaryota; Metazoa; Arthropoda; Insecta; Hymenoptera; Formicidae
Source: RefSeq, a predicted model, not a curated record